AUGACUAGCAAAGAGGUAUCAGACACUGUUGACAUCAAGCUCGAAGACAAGGAGCUCGACAAAACAGACCAUGCCUCAGUUGCCAAUGGAGCCGUCCUGGGUCGAGAUCUAACACCAGAAGAGGAUCGAAGAAUCCUGCGGAAAGCAGAUCUUCAUCUGCUUCCUAUCAUGGCGUUUGCCUACCUCUUUCAGUUCCUAGACAAAACUGCACUCAGCUAUACCGCCAUCCUCGGCCUUCGCGAAGAUCUUCACCUGAAGGGAGAAGAAUACGGCUGGGCAUCUGCAAUCUACUACUUUGGCUUCCUCGUCGCAACGUACCCCAUUGCUGGUAUAUUGCUCGUUCGAUUGCCCAUUGCAAAGGUCAUCGCUGUUACCAUGUUUAUCUGGGGAGCCAUUUUGAUGUUUACUGCUCUGUGUCGCAACGCCAAGGACCUACUUGCAACUCGUUUCUUUCUCGGUGUGGCUGAGACUGCGAUUGCCCCCGGUCUUUCUAUGAUUGUGGCUAUGUGGUACAAAAGAUCGGAGCAGCCAUUACGCCAAGGUGCUUGGUUCCUCGGAAACACGUCUGCGGGUAUUCUUGGUGGCCUUGUCAGUUAUGGCUUCGGUGAAAUCAAGACCUUUUCUCCUUGGAAGGCCAUCUUCAUCUGCUUCGGAGCUUUGACGAUAGCUGUUUCCAUCAUGGUUCUGCUUUUUCUCCCUGAUACGCCUGCAAACGCCCGUUUCUUGACCAAAGAGGAGAGAGCUCAAGCCGUUGCUCGUGUUGAGGCAAAUAUGACUGGCAUCAAGAAUGACAAAUGGAAGAGGGAGCAGGUUAUGGAGGCACUCUGCGAUCCAAACGCCUGGCUUCUCGCAGUCAGUUAUCUUGCUGCAGUCAUCCCCAACAAUGGACUUCUGACGUUCAACACCAUCGUUAUCCAGGGUCUUGGCUUCUCAGUCCUAAAGACACUCCUUCUCAAUAUCCUGCCAUCUGUCUUUCAGCUGGUCUUUGUUCUCAUAUCUGUCAUUGGAAGUACCUAUCUCCCAAACACUCGGCUGAUGUUUAUGGCUUUCAAUGUCAUUGUCAGCAUCGUUGGGGCUGUAAUGGUGCGUGAGGUUGACCCAGCCCAUAAGUGGACUCGCGUUAUGGGGUGUGCUCUCGCUGUUUCCUUUACUGCAAACUUUCCCAUGACCAUGGCUAUGGUAUCAAGUAAUUUCGCUGGCUUUACUAAGAAGACUACUGUCAGUGCUAUGGUCUUUAUCGCAUAUUGUGCUGGGAACAUUGUUGGUCCUCAUCUCUUCUUCCCUUCUGAGGCCCCUGGCUACAAGUCGGGAUUUCUGGCUAUUAUGAUCUGCUUGGCAAUUUCUGCUAUUCUCUGCAUUGUCCUGAGGUUCUAUCUUAUCUGGGAGAACAAGAAGCGGGAUGAUGCUGGAGAUGCCAUCAAGGGACCAUCAGAAGGGAUCAAUCUUAGUGACAAAACAGAUAGAGAGAUCCCUCAGUUCCGUUAUAUCUAUUAG
Molecule: messenger RNA, 1494 nt
Organism: Fusarium fujikuroi IMI 58289
Lineage: Eukaryota; Fungi; Ascomycota; Sordariomycetes; Hypocreales; Nectriaceae
Product: related to DAL5-Allantoate and ureidosuccinate permease
Exons: 6
Coding region: 1-1494 (497 amino acids)
Biological process (GO): transmembrane transport; dipeptide transport; allantoate transport
Cellular component (GO): plasma membrane
Molecular function (GO): allantoate transmembrane transporter activity; dipeptide transmembrane transporter activity
Source: RefSeq, a predicted model, not a curated record